CAUCCAGGAGCUCAAAAAGAGAAGAGAGACGAUGACAACAAGAAAGUGGUUGCAGAGAUCAUGGCAAGAUGUUUUGUUCCAAGUUUAAUAACAACCACCUCCUGGGAAAGAUUUCAUUUUGUUGGUCAUGAGAUUCAAAUCACUGAAGCCGUGGAUUCUUACGGUGCUGUUGUUUGGCCAUCGGCCCUUGUUCUAAGCUAUUUUCUGGAAACAAAUGUGAAGCACUAUAAUAUGGUUGACAAAAAUGUGAUUGAAAUUGGAGCUGGAACAGGGCUAGUCUCCAUCGUGGCAAGUUUACUUGGUGCACAGGUGACUGCCACCGAUUUACCUGAAUUACUCGGAAACCUGCAAUAUAAUAUUUCCCGCAACACCAAGAUGAGAUGUAAGCACUUGCCUCAGGUUAAGGAACUCUCCUGGGGUGUAGCUUUAGGUGAGAACUUCCCCCGGUCUUCCAACAACUUCGACUACGUCCUGGCAGCUGACGUUGUGUACGCCCACCCUUUCCUGGAGGAGCUCCUCGCUACCUUUGACCAUCUGUGCAAAGAGACUACCGUCAUCCUCUGGGUCAUGAAAUUCAGGCUGGAGAGAGAAAAUAAAUUUGUAGAUAGAUUUAAGGAGUUGUUUGACCUGGAGGAGAUUUCCAGUUUCCCCAGCCUGAAUAUUAAGUUGUAUAAAGCUGUGAAGAAAAGCCGGAGGAGUGCAAGGAAAGAAAAGGCUGUUUCUAGAAGAGUGUUCCUUUAAAGAAGACCCUGGACAAUCUGAUGCAUCCUUGACUUUCCCGAGUCACUUGCCUCAUAAUCUUGCCUCCACAGACGGGGAUUUUCCCAGAUACAGCACCUGAGUCUGGAGGAUGGCUAAGCCAUACUGUGAGGUCACUGGUUAGGACAAAGCCUACUUUCCUCAUCCCUCAA
Suricata suricatta (meerkat) is the source of this 911-nucleotide messenger RNA. Its product is annotated as putative methyltransferase-like protein 21E pseudogene. The coding region runs from base 61 to 741 and encodes 226 amino acids. Gene Ontology annotation, cellular component: cytosol; cytoplasm. Gene Ontology annotation, molecular function: protein-lysine N-methyltransferase activity. The record is from RefSeq and is a predicted model, not a curated record. Gene Ontology annotation, biological process: peptidyl-lysine methylation. The transcript is spliced from 4 exons. NCBI's taxonomy places the organism in Eukaryota, Metazoa, Chordata, Mammalia, Carnivora, Herpestidae.